ACGCAUCUCUUGGUUUUUCCCCUCUGAAAAAAGGGGAGCGGAUAGAGUGAGUAAGAAAGGGGUGGAGAGAGAGAGAGAGAAAGAAAGAGAGAGGGAGAGAGGGAGAGAGGGCAAGCGAGAUGACCAGGAGACGAGAGGCGAAGCAAGGAAAGAGAAAUACACUUUGAACACUUCUUGUUUCCUUGAGCUUCACAAGGAGUUCACAGAACCGGUCAAGAUGGCCUUCUUGUUGAUGUUCGUGACUCUGCUGCAUUUGAUCACGCUGGCCAUGAUGUUCGUCGCCACUAUGGAGAAGUCCUGGUGGACGUGGGAUGAAGUGGAGCGAGCGGAUCUCUGGCACAAGUGCAUCUACGACAACAACACAGACACCUUCAUGUGCACCUCUGCAUCUGAGAAUGAUUGGUUGCAGUCGGUGCAGGCGCUCAUGGUCCUGUCCGUGGUCCUCUCCUCCAUCUCCUUCAUUUUGUUCAUUUGCCAGCUCUUCUCCAUGUCCAGGAGGGCACUCUUCUACUUCAGUGGGCUUACCCAGAUCUUUGCAGGUCUGUCGACGUUUGCAGCAGUCCUGAUCUACACUUUCCAAAGAAAAGAGAUCCUACAAGACCCUCGGGAGCUGAGUAAGGGCCACUUCGGCUACUGCUUUAUCCUGGCCUGGUUGUGUGUCCCCCUGCUGCUCAGUAGUGGGGUUCUCUAUGUCCACCUGCGCAAGAAAACACAUACUGCAGCCUGAAUAAAUCGUUUGGGAAUGAGCCGGUUCUUUGAAUCGACUCUUUUAGAUGUACUUUAAGAGCCGACUCGCACGUACGAGCUUUAUUUUUUUCUCUUUUUGUUCAGUAGCUGUAAGCAGUGUCAGUGUAUUUUAAUCAAAAUCCUAAUAUGAAAAUUUUUUCAACAUCUGACCUGUUUGUUGUGUCAAGCGUGAAUGAUGAGAUGUGUGUUUGACUUCUUUAGUUAAAUAGAUUUUAUUUUUUUAAAAAAGUAAUGUUUUGUCAAGUAAGUUAGAGUAAGAUUAAUCAUAUCUAAGCAAAGAAGUACAAUCACUGUUAGAUAUAUGGAAAACUUUGCCCUUUUUUCCCUUUUUUUUUAAAAGGCAACGAGCCGUUUGGGAUCCGAAAGAGUCGACUCUUAUUGGUGAGUCAAAUGUGAAUCAAAUGAUCAGACUCACUGAAAAGAGCUGGGAUUUCAAUCAUUAACCUAAAGUAUUUUCAUAACCAAAUAUUAAUUAAGCUUAGUCAGAGAUUACAUUAUUUUGCUUUAGGCAAAUAAAAAUCAACAGUCAGUCAGUGUAGUCAGAGUGCAUUUGCUUCUCAUCCCGGAUCCCUUAGCUUCCAUUCUGCCCAAAUCAGUUAUUAUUAUUAUUAUUAUUAUUAUUAUUAUUAUUAUUAUUAUUAUUAUUAUUAUGAAAUUGUGAAUUUUUAAAAGAAUAUUGUUUAAAAGAGCUACCGCCUACACAGUUCACCAUCUUCCCAUAGAUGGCGCUGUUGUCCUUAAAUACAUAAAAAUUCUUAAAAUAAUUUUUUAAAGACUAUUAUUAUAAGUAUUAUGACCAAACAUAGAGAUGGAACAUAUGUAUUAUUCUCACAAUAUCACAUAUCAAAUCAUUGCAGAAGUAUUAUUAUCAAUAGUAUUAUUUUUGGAACUGGACUGAAAUAGAUGAAAGGGUUUUUUAAAAAAAAGUCUCUCAUUAGUAUUAUACAAUACAGGGCUUUGUGGCAUGUUUUUGAAUGUCAUUUUAUUCAUAUAUUAAAACAUACAUGUAUUAAUUGUAACAAUAUUACUUUUAAUAAGAGAUGUACACAUGCACUUUUAUUUUUUUCAUAUUGUCAGUUUUCUUUCUUGAAAUUUUUUUUUAUAUAGAGUAUACUAUACAAUAUGCUGUUAUUAAAGGAUCUAUAUGGGUUUUUUUAUUAAUGCAUUAACAUAUACUAUAUGAACAUUGAUGUUACCUGUAAUAAUGAAGGAACAUCUGUAAAACCUAACAUACUAAAUGGUAUAAAUGACA
Molecule: messenger RNA, 1999 nt
Organism: Ictalurus furcatus (blue catfish)
Lineage: Eukaryota; Metazoa; Chordata; Actinopteri; Siluriformes; Ictaluridae
Gene: emp3a
Product: epithelial membrane protein 3a
Exons: 5
Coding region: 218-727 (169 amino acids)
Cellular component (GO): plasma membrane
Source: RefSeq, a predicted model, not a curated record